GCAAUCACUGCCCGCAAUCAUAAUGCUGUUGUUGUUUGGAUUUGUGGUGGCGGUGGUGGCCGGUGCCAUCAUCCCAAGCAGUGCAUCAGUUCCCUCCGUACCCCUCUACAACGCAGCUCGCCAUGGUGUCAUGAUGCCCGUGACAGGCUUGGGCACCGGCAGUUACGGCUCCUACUACCACAAUGAAACUGAAGUGGAAGAUGCCGUGUACCACUGGCUGAAGGCCGGCGGCCGUCGCAUCGAUGCAUCCCUGUCUUACAAUGACCAAGUGCCAGUUGGACGAGGCAUCAAGCGAAGCGGCAUUCCCCGCGAAGAGAUCUUCAUCACGUCCAAAGUUGGGCCCACCUUGCCGCUGGGCUACAAGGACACCAUGAGCCAGUUUGAGCAAAUCCUGCAGACUCUGGACACCACAUACGUGGAUCUGCUGUUGAUCCACUGGCCUGGACCAAGCGAAAACAGCACCGACCCAGCCUGUGCCGGCGUAACCCCAAAGCUGUGCCGACAGUCCACAUGGAAAGCGCUGGAGGCCAUCUACACGAGCGGCGGCGCACGUGCCAUCGGCGUCUCGAAUUUCGAAGUGCGGCAUCUUGAUGACAUCACCAGCAUGCACGGCCUCCUCCCAGCCGUCAACCAGGUUGAGUAUCAUCCCUUCUGGCACGAGGAGAAGCUGGUGGAGCACUGCCACCGCCUCAAUAUCACCUUCAACGGUUACAGCCCCCUCGGCACGCCAGAUGUCUCCCCGUCAAGAUGUGGGUGGAACCUUCUUGCCGAUGAAACCCUCAACACCAUUGCCAAGAAACACGACGUCGAUGUCUCACAGGUGAUUUUGCGCUGGGAACACCAGAAGGGGAUCCUCGUCAACCCGCGCACGAAGAACACAACGCACAUGCAUUACAACCUCAACUUUUUCCACUUUUCGCUGAGCGACUCUGAGAUGGAUGCCAUUGCUGCUCUCAAGGCGCCAACAAACCGCCCAAAGAUCACACCAGACCCAGCCAAAAUCCCGUGAGCGUCCACGCUCGCCUUGUGAGCGUGCGUGCGUACAUGUGUGCGUGUGUGUUGUUGUUGUUGUUGGUUACCACCUCAAGCCUGCCUGCUGCGAUGUGAUGUGACAUGACAACGUGUCAUGUCUCCUCACGACAGUGGUUGUGUUCAACCCGUUUAUUGAAGGAACACAGUCUCGACUAAACACCCUCCACAAUCUCAACUCAGCACCCUUCACGGUCAUCAACUAAACAAUCUAGCCCAA
Salpingoeca rosetta is the source of this 1249-nucleotide messenger RNA. RefSeq lists its product as uncharacterized. The transcript has 9 exons. The record is from RefSeq and is a predicted model, not a curated record. Bases 23 to 1009 code for a protein of 328 amino acids. Gene Ontology annotation, molecular function: oxidoreductase activity. NCBI's taxonomy places the organism in Eukaryota, Choanoflagellata, Craspedida, Salpingoecidae.